CAGUCGCCUUUCUGACUUCAGCCCAGCCUUAAUUUAGAUGUGGAAUCUCUGUUUGAAAGAAAACUACUCCAUUGAUAAUUGCUCGGAUCGUAUCAAAGUUUUUGAUGAACCAGGCAUUAAUGACACCGAGUGUACACACAUAAAUCUUCCAUAGUUGUGGAAACUUAUAAAAUGAUGUUAUUUUUAGUUUCAUUAAUUUCUAAUUGAAUUUUCUAGUAAUGAAUUAAAUAUUCAUUGUGAUCAACAUUUAAUAUUUAAUUUAAAAAAUAAUGAAAACAAAACUAGUGUACAGGUUAAGUUAAGAUUCUUUUGAACUUUUUCACCAGUUAUACAAUAAUUUUAAUUUUAUGCAAUAUAUUUAUGUAUCAACAUAUUAAUUUUAGAAAGUGAUAAUUGUAAUUUUUAUCAAUUUAAUUUUCUUAAGUGAAAGAUAACUUAUCAAACUUUUAAGAUUUGUUAUGAAUUAAGUACAUCAUUUCAUUUUUAAUUGUGUACAUAUCAAAGUAAAUCAUAAGUGUUUUACUGUAAUCAUUUUUAUAAUUAUUCAUUUUCAAAGUCAACUGUACUAACAUCAAUAUGAAUAUUAUACAUUUUGGAGUUUUUAUGACAGUUAAUCGAUCUCAAGAGAUUAUUAGACGAAACGUUCAUCAUAUGUGCAAAUUUUUAGUCAUUGGAGGUGGUACAGGAGGAUGUACAAUGGCUGCAAAACUAGUAAAUAGGUUUAACAGUCCACCAGAACAUGUAUUAGUUCUUGAACCUAAUGAGAUUCAUUAUUAUCAACCACUAUUUACAUUGAUUGGUGGAGGAUUAAAAACUUUUAAAUCUUCAAGGAAAAGGAUGAUCGAUGUUUUACCACGAAAAGCCCAAUGGAUCAAAGACAGUGUUGUUGUUUUCGAACCAGAUGUCAAUAGAGUUUCUACUAGCAGUGGUGUUAUUAUUGAAUACGAAAUAAUGAUUGUUGCUAUGGGAUUGCAAUUAUAUUGGAGCAAGAUUCCAGGUUUAGUAGAGAAUUUGAAAAAUCCAAAUGCACAAGUAUGUUCAAUUUAUGGUUCUGACACAGUGAAUGAUGUUUUCCAAAAAAUACAAAAUACCCAAAAAGGUCCUGGUGUUUUUACUUUUCCAAAUACUCCAGUCAAAUGUCCUGGUGCACCACAAAAAAUAGCUUAUCUUGCUGAAGAAUAUUGGAGAGACAAAAAUCUUCGUAAAGAUAUAGAUGUUAUAUAUAAUACAGCUCUUCCUAAUAUUUUUGGAGUAAAAAAAUAUGCCGAUGCUCUUUGGGAUGUUUGUAAAAAUCGUGAUAUUAAAGUUAACGUUCAAACAGUUUUAAGUGAAAUACGGGGUGAUAGUAAAGAAGCUAUUUUUAUUAAUUUAAAUAAACCAAAUGAAUUGAUUAUUCAAAAGUACGGGCUUUUACAUGUUUGUCCUCCAAUGGGUCCUCCAGAAAUUUUGAAACAACAUACACAGCUGACAAACUCAGCAGGUUUCUUGAGUAUAGAUCCACAUACUCUUCAACAUACCACGUAUAAAAAUAUUUAUGGGAUUGGAGAUUGUACUUCAACGCCAAAUUCUAAAACAAUGGCAGCAAUUGCAUCUCAGUCAAAGAUUCUUUAUGAUAACAUUAUGAAUGAUUUGUCUGGAAAACCAAUGACAGCUGUAUACAAUGGUUACGCAUCAUGUCCACUUGUAACAGGACGUAACAAGUGUAUUUUAGCAGAAUUCGAUUACAAUCUUAAACCAUUGGAAACAUUUCCAAUUAAUCAGAAAAACGAAUAUUGGGCCAUGUUUAUGAUGAAAAAAUACUUUUUUCCAUUUCUUUAUUGGAAUUUCAUGUUGAAAGGAAAAUGGAAUGGCCCGGAAAUUUUUAGAAAAAUUUUUUCACCAUUAAAAUCAAAAUAAGAUGAAACAUCUUAUCAAUCAUCAUGGUUUGAUUAAUUUUAGAAUUGAAUUUAGCGCUUCUACUUAACUGAUUAUUC
Chelonus insularis is the source of this 1973-nucleotide messenger RNA. RefSeq names its product Sulfide quinone oxidoreductase (gene Sqor). The transcript is spliced from 8 exons. The coding region runs from base 577 to 1896 and encodes 439 amino acids. NCBI's taxonomy places the organism in Eukaryota, Metazoa, Arthropoda, Insecta, Hymenoptera, Braconidae. The record is from RefSeq and is a predicted model, not a curated record. Gene Ontology annotation, molecular function: FAD binding; sulfide:quinone oxidoreductase activity. Gene Ontology annotation, cellular component: mitochondrion.